Haplochromis burtoni (Burton's mouthbrooder) is the source of this 8956-nucleotide messenger RNA. RefSeq names its product serine/arginine repetitive matrix protein 2. Gene Ontology annotation, molecular function: protein binding. Lineage: Eukaryota; Metazoa; Chordata; Actinopteri; Cichliformes; Cichlidae. Bases 254 to 3553 code for a protein of 1099 amino acids. The transcript has 5 exons. The record is from RefSeq and is a predicted model, not a curated record.
GUGCUAUAAACACUUGAUUAUUAUCACGGCUUUACUGCACAUUUGGUUCCUGAAAUAGGAGCUCACAUCUUCACUUCAUUUAGAUCCUCAACACACAUCCGGGUUACCUGCGGGGAUGCAACAGGUGAGAAUGCGGUUAAAUACCUGGGGUGGGCGGAGUUUAUUCUGGUCUGACAGAAACAGCUCCUGACCUUUGGGACUAACAGGGCGGGAGAGAAAGAGAGGAGCUGCAUAAGGCACUAAUCGGAGCGCAAUGGCCUCGGAGUUCACUCAGGACGCGGUGCUGGUGUUCCUCCAGAGCCGCGGAGGCACAGUGAAAAACUCCGACCUGGUUCUGCACUUCAAAAACUUCAUUCGGGAUCAUGCGGACCAGGACCGAAACCGAGAGCUCUUCAAGAAGUUCGUCAACUCCGUGGCCACCGUCAAACAGCUGGACGGAGUGUCUCAUGUGAUCCUCAGGAAGCAGUUCAGAGGAUAUGUCCCAGGUAAGGGGGCUGAAGUGGGCUCCUCCGACCCUCCGUGCGUCCCGGUCGGGAAGAACGCCGAAACUGCCGCUCCUAACAAGCCGCGACAGAAACCGCAGCAGAAAGAAGCGACUGCACCCGCCCCGUCGGGAGAAACUGCAACGAAAACAAUCCUACCUGUGGCUGGCCUCGUCCUGACCAACAACAGCGUGCAGGAGAAUUUAAACCUGAGGCAGCAGCAGGUACACCAGUCUAUACAACCAGUGACAGCACAGGUAGUGAGUCACAGCCCACAGACACCACAGCUGAAGACACCCAGUCUGCCCACGCCUCCUGCUCUAGAUCAGGCUUCUAAAGUGGGGCAGGGGCAGCGGAGAGUGGGUUUUGGUCCACCUCCUGGUGUCACACCUGCACCUCCUCACAGAGCAACCAGCCCAGGGUCAGAGGUCCUCACAGGGCAGAGGCAGCCAGAAGCGGGUGUUCAUGCUCAGCGUGCCCCCCGGCGGGCGGGAAACAGGCCAAGCUACAAAACUGCUGUGAGCCAAGAUGAUGAAGAGGAGAAAGAGGAGGAGAUCACAGUGACGCAGAUUUCAGCAGGAGGAACGCGGCCCCCGAGCGCUCUGCUCAAUGCCCCGGGGAGGGUCACGCCUGCUCCUUCUUCAGGCCAGAAGAGUUACAGUCAGGGUACUGAGGGGCAAAUGCUCACCCCUCGGAGUCCAACUAGGGUCAUUCCGAAUAACAGCAACUUUGACCUGAGACAGCAGCAGGCACACAGCGCACCUGACCACUCUGUGCGACCAGUGUCAGCACAGACGGUGAGUCACAUCCCACAGAAACCACAGCUAAAGACACCCAGUCUGCCUACACCUCCUGCCCCAGAUCAGGCAUCUAAAGGGGGAGAGCUGAGAGUGGGUUUUGGUCCACUUCCUGAUGUCACACCUGCAUCUCCUCAUAGAGAAACCAGCCCGGGCCCUGAGGUCCUCACAGGGAGGAAGCAGCCAGAGGGGGAUGUUCACCCUCAGCGUGCCCCCCGACGAGCAAGAAACAGGCCAAGCUACAAAACUGCUGUGAGCCAAGAUGAUGAAGAGGAGGUCAUAGUGACGAAGGGUUCAGCAGCAGGAGCGCGGCCCCCUAGCGUUCCACUCAGUGCCCCGGGGAGGGUUACGCCUGCUCCUUCCUCAGUCCAGAGGAGUUACAUUCAGGGUACUGAGGCCCUCAGAAGGGGGCCCCAGCCUCCAGAAGGUGGUCUUCAUCAGGAGCCUCCUGUGCCUCCACAGCUCACCCAAAGGCGUUUGAAGCACAGACAGAGCUAUAAAGCUGCUGUGAGUUAUGAUGAAGAUGACGUAGAGGAGGUUCCCAUGAGGCGAGGUUCAGGAGGAGGAGCGUGGCCACUGAAUGUGCCGCUCGGUGACACAGUGAGGGCCAUGUCUUCCUCAUCGCCAUGCAUCAUAGACACGCCUGCACCUUCAUCUGUCCCACAGAUUUACAUCCAGGGCGCUGAAGGGGAAAAGCUCAGCCCUCACUAUCUAGGUUUGAGGGAGGAAACUGCAGGCCCUAGGUUGGAACUGGGUGAGACCACCAGACGCAGCCUGCCUUUGGAGACUGCACUCCACCACAACAUCCAGCAGGGCCACCAAUACUCACCACUCUCAAGGGAACCCAAACCAGAGACCAAUCAGAGCCACGGACCGUUGAUGUCGUCCAGCCACAGCAGCAUCUACUCGCCCUCGUCUGCUGGCGGCUUCCACAGCACCAAGUGGCCGCCGUCUAACUCCAGCAGAGAAUUGGGAUGGACCAGCAGCUCCUCGGAUCUGCAGAUCAGAGCAGGUGUGCCUGUAGGCGUGCCCAGAAUCCAGGGAACUGUCAAACUAACCAAAGAGGGUAUGUCGGACUCCACGAUGAGUCGUGCUGACACUAAAAUAGUGCCUUGGCAUCGCUCCACCGGUCAGCUCUAUGACGAGCAGGAGCCCUCAGCUUGUUCGUCACCGCUGCGUCGCUCCACUGACCAGCUCAACGAGAACCAAUCCUCUCCGGGCCGAGUGGCGCCGUUUUAUCUUUCCACAGGUGAUCUCUGUGAUCGUGAAGACGCCGUGUCAAGCGAUGACUCGGUCUCUUCACCUUACCUGCGGCAACGCCCUGGUGCCACCAACCGGAUGAGCACCAAACAAAGGAUGUCCCUCAGCAUGGGAGCCGACCUGGACCAGAUUCUUCAGGGGGAGGCAAGGGAAGGAAGAGGAACCGAGGAGGCUCGGAGGAGCCGCCUCCACCGGAUUUCUUCCUCGCUCAGCCUCCGUCACAAUCUGUCGUGCUCCUCAUUAUCAUCCUGUUCCACGCCGCCUCGAAGCCACAGCCUCGCCAGUCUGGACGAGCCAAAAGGAGAAAAGAUGAAUCUAUCUACAGAAGCCUCGCCCUCCUCCAACCACCGUGACAACCACGGUCGACAUUCGCUGGUUCCUUUGGAGCCGAGGGAACAUACCUGGCUGGUUAAGGCGGCGGCGGGCAACUGGCCGGAAAUCUACACCCUCUUCAGAGAGGAACCGUCCCUCCUCAACAAAAAAGACUUCAUCUCAGGCUUCACUGUACUGCACUGGAUUGCCAAACACGGCGACCACCGAGUCCUCAACACUCUAGGGUAUGGAAUUGAAAAGCACUCUCUUACCUUCGACGUAAACGCCAGGUCUAACAGCGGUCACACGCCUCUCCACAUCGCUGUCAUGCACGGUCACAAAAACAUCAUUCGGUUGCUAAUCAAGAAGUUCCAAGCUAAUGUGAAGCAGAGAGACAUGGCAGGUAAGAGACCUUGGCAGUACCUGAGCCUCGACGCGCCACUGGAAAUGUUCCACUUGCUCGCAGCGCCGAUGCAGGACGUUAUGUCAGGAAAGAAAGGUGUUGAGAUGGCAAACACCAGCUGGGAGCAGCAGCAGAAGCAAAGCCGCCACCUGCGUCACCAUGCCUCCUCAGCUUCAAGAGAGAGCCCGCUGACAAUUGCGAGUAGAACGAAGGUGAAACGGGCAACCUCACUCGCUGCGUUGCUUAAACACAAACCGUUAAUACGAUUUCAAGCAAAUCAGGUGAACUCCUCAGCUUAAACUUCAGGGUUAAGCUUGUUUCAAGAGUCUUGCAACAUGGAAUAGUCAGAACAGCUAGCUGGUCCGCGGGUCUUAAAAACUACCAAGACAGAGAUUAAGAAGCAGCUAACUGUUUGUCACACUUGUUCCUUUGUCAUAUGCUUGGGCACCAGCAGUGAUUCUCAUACAGUAGUGAAAAAUAUUUCCUUUCCUGAAACCAGCAAAAACUGCCAGAAACUAUUAAAAGAACAAGCCAUGCUGAUUAGGCCACUGCAUAAAUAUAACUUUACAGUGUUCACAGUAGCAGUCACUGUUACCACCUUAUCGAGCUAUUUAACACAGAAACAAGUAUUAAAUAGACACAAUGACAUGACAAUGACUGCAUGACAUCAUGUGAAAAAAACCUCAAUACCUGCCUGGGGAGCGGUUAAACCUCUUUUGGAGAAAAAAACUCAACACACCCUCUGGUGGUAAUGCUGGUAGUUCCUAAACACGCGUUUUUAAGAAUGAUCUUGUUUUACAUAAAGAGCAGUGGCAUACCAAUAAUCGCCCUUUCUUUCAGUGAAACUGAAAAUAUGCAACAGGAUAAACAGGAUUUCUUCACAGUGGAUAUAUAGAACUGCACAUUUUCAGGGUAUGUAGGACUUGACUGCCUCCUCUCUCCUCUGUGAAGACCUUUCUGAACUAUAAAACCCUAUAAACAGAUAAAUCAGCUCUUUCAACAGCAGCUGUGAGCUUUGCUUUUAAAGCCUCAUUUGUAGGUCCUUUUCUGCUGUUGAUUGUUGGAAGCCUCUCCAACUGGAUAAAUAUGCCGUAUAAUAUUUCACCACUUCUUAUUAUAACAAAAGAGAGAUUAGUUUUUUUGAAGGCCAAAACCUAGAGCUCAGGCCAAACAACUGCAAUAAAGAGAAUCAUGAGUUUCCAUGGCAGACUUUGAAUGCCUAACAAGAGAUUGUAUCACAAAGAAGCUGAAAUAUGAUCUAAAGAAUGCGAUGGUUUAAGCGGGGAUCUGAUCUGCGAGCGCUUGACUGGUUUUCAGCAUGACUUUAUUAUCUUGCAGUUGUGACAGGAGAACAUACAAGGUGUACGUUUACAAGCUGCAGGCUAACAGGAGAGACAGUUCCAGUUUCAGCCGUGAUUCAUUUACUGAUACUUAUUUAGAGUUUGGAGUACACACCGCUGCUUUGUUAAUGUCUGUUUUACAUUCCUCCUGCUGUUUACACACCACCCAUCAGUUUGUUCAGUGAUCCCCCCCCCUCUUUCUUUUAACCAGUGUUUAGUUUGACUUCAUAAAGAUAUUGUAGACAAAUCAAGAAUUACAACUUGUGAAUUACAUUGGCACAAAUUAACUGCCUCCUAGGGAGUAUGCAUUUGUGUUGUUGAUAUGAACCCAUAAUAAUGUUUAACAAAAAUAAGCACAUAUACCAAAAUGUCAAAUUCUUCCUUUAGCUUACAACUUUGUCUGUAUUUUCUGAGUGCCAAUAAUCUACACAUUUAAUUAACAUUUGCAUUAUUUUUUUCCACCUUUUUAAUUUGACUGUUGUUUUCAUGUUAUGUUGUUGUCAACAUCUGCAGUUUGGUUUUCAGUGGUUGCCAAUUUUGACUGGUGACCAUUGGCUUGACAUAGCUACUGGUAGUCAAUUUAAAUUACUAAUGUCACUUGCUAAUGCUAAUCUAACAUGACCACUGGCUUGAGGUGGCUAAGGCUAUUUAAUGUCAGCUAACUUUGGCUGUUAGCUUAGUGUUAUAUUUGGUUGAAAAGGUUAAAAUUAGCUAUUAUCAGGUCGUUUUGAUUACUAGCCUAGUAAUGACCAUUAGCUUGAAAUUGUUAUUGCUAUUCAAUGUCUGUUAAUUUUGGAUACUAGUCUAGCAUGACAUUAACUUGAGGUGGCUAAUAGUAGCUGUUGUCAGCUAACUUCAGCUGCUAGCCUGAUAUAACUAUUCGCUUGAGCUGACUACUACUACUAGUUGAGCUAAUUUUGGCUGACCCCAGGGUUUGAUGCGACCAUUAGCUUCAGAUGGCUAAUACUUGCUCAUAUAUUCAUUAGCCUGAAGUAGUCAAUAACAGUUAACAUUAGCUAACUUUCUCUCGUACAGUCCCUGAAAAGCUUUGAGAAGUUGUACUUUUAUCUAAAUUUACACUUUUCUGCAUUUGUUUAUACUUUUGUCACAGUUGAACUGAAGUUGUAGCUGGUGGAUAGGGGACAAAAUGAUUUUUUUUUUUUUUAAUAUUAAUUACUGUGACAAAUUAUAAUCAAUGUCACCACUUUGUUUCUUUUCAGUGUAUCAGUUGUCAAAGUGGGACUGAUUAUUAUUUUACCCAAUUUCUAUCGUGAAUAUGUAACGUUACAAAAAAAAAAAAAAAACAGAUUGUAUGAAUGAGUGAAUGUUAAAUGUGGAAAAAAAGUUUACAAUUAUCAAGUAAACGUGUAAAAUUUGUACUGGACAUCUUUGACAUUUUGCUAUAUGUGCACCACCACCAAGUAUCACAAUUUCUCUCAUAAACACUUUGUGCUACACCCUUUUGAAAUGGCAGACCUUCCAGAGGAACUCAAGAAACUAUUCAAGAAAUUAAAAAAAAAAAAACUGAUGGAGAAUUUGUAAAAUGCUGAGGAGGAAUUUGAAGUUGAGGCGGUGUAAAACAUGUAAAAGCACAAGUAUUAUCCUUUCACAACCACCAGGGUACAUUACAUUUGACUGUUUUGUUUGUAAAUUUGUCUGUUGUUUACUUUGACAGAUGCACAUUAUAUUUUUAACACCACUGAAUAUUAAAUAUGUUUCACAGUUGGAUAUAUGUUUUUUGUAUCUAUAUUUGAAAGGCCUGAUGGAGGUCUAGUCUGAAAUGUUGCAAUUAAAUAUAAAUUCUGCAAGUCAGAUCGCAUGCUGGAGUGUGUUUGUGAAACAUUGGUGUGAGGGUUUCUGUUUCUGUGUUUCAAGACUGUUCUUCAUGCUUGUGGGCAUGUUCGAUCCUGAUUUGUUGUGUUUUUGUUGUGUUUGGGUGGGUAUGACUGUAAUGGGGACUUGAAACCUGCUUAACAGUCACAUUAUGUGGACUUAAAGGAAAUUAAUAUUAGUCAGGGUUCAGGGUGCUGCUGUUCUUGUAGCUUGUAGCAAUUUUUUUUUUUAAAUCCUCAAAGAGGAUUUAAAAAAUGACUUUUAGAUUAUGUAAUGUGGGUAUUUCAGUAGAAAGAAGUGUGUAUGUAAGUGUAUGUGUGGUUUUUGUCUGAACAAGCUCAGCAGCAGAAAGUCCCUUCCUAUAUAACCGGUCUGACCUGUAGCAUUAUUCAACUCCAUUUCAGUGUCUCAUAAUACACCCAGCUGGGAUAUGUUAUUGCCAAAGUUAUUUACUAUAAAUUUGUGAAAUCAUGCUCCAUUUGUCCUUCCCUACGUCAUUCCUGUUUAUCCAAAUUUAAACUCAGCAAGUGUGUUGGUGGGGACUUGAGUAAGUUUGGUGCUAAGAUUGACGUCAUUUGGAUCAGUGGUACUUUUAUUUUGAGAAAAUAAACUCACAGGCAUGUUUCUUCUUUGACAUUAAUGCAUUACCAAGCUUUUCAGCCCAAAGUUUAACCCUCAAUGAAGUGCCAAAUCCUUACAGUAAACCUAACCUGUGGAAAACUGAAGCACACCCCAUUAUUCAACAGCUUGUAGAACCACCUUUAGCAGCAGUGACUUAAGUAAUCAUUUUCAGCUUUCUCCACUCCCUCAUCAGCAGCCAGGUCCAGGAAGAGGAAGAUGGUGGAAAAAACAGAAACCAAACAAAGGGAGAAUAAGUCCACCAAUGCCAGAGAGACUGAAACAGUGCGUCUACCAUGACGCUAUUCUGCCCUUUGAUGUGAUGAAGUUACAAGAACUCAGAGACUAACCGAGAGCUUGAGACAAUACAGGGAACAAAGGUUAAUGGCCUGUAAUGACACCAGAGGCACAGAGCACACGAGAAACAAAAGAAAACCUGGGGAGGACCCUCGUUUUAGUUUGGACUUGUUUCAAAGCUGCAGGUUUACGUGUGGGAGAUCUCUUUGUUUGAGCUGCUUCCCUUUUAUCUGUGUGCAUACAUGUGUAAAAACUAAUCCGUGCAGCCUUUGCUCUCACAGCAUUUUACAAAGUUCUGAUUCUGGGACAGAAUAUAAGCUGGGCGGGGGGAGUGAGGAGGGGAAAUCUCUUAAAUAUGCUGAACCCUUUUAUUCUGGGAUAAUCAGCUGAAAUAGUUUUAAGGGAUCAAGAACACAGUCCUCUGGGUCUUUUUGUUCCUAAUAUCUUGUUGCACGUGUUCUGAAUGUUGUUUUCAAACCGCCUUUGUAGUUUAUGUCACAGGUUUUAUCUUUGCAACCUGAUGAGCUAGGUCCUGCUGAUACUACACGCUUUAGUUGGUUGUGCAGAAAGCACGUUUUUUAUUCUUGAGUCAGUCUGCUGCCAUGUUUGCUACAGUUCCAGCUGUGGAAAAUUGAAUAUAGAACAUUAUUCAGUCUAUUUGUGGAUAUAUCAUCUGUUAAUAGAUCUUCAUUCCUGGUUUCUUUGAGAACAUCUCUGGCUGAAGCAGAUGGCACUCACUUCAUCUGUUGUCCAGAAGAGUCAAAUGAUCGAUGAGAUGCUCUCCUUUUAUGUGAGUGUGAGAGACGGUAAGAAAGAUCACAAAAAGUCAGAGUUAACAAAGAAGGUUGAUAACCAUGGUGGGGUUUUAGGUUCCAUCAAGCCAGCUAACACAAAGAAAACCUGUCUUCAUCUUUUAAAGCACCUCAGUUUUCUGCACUUUAUUUUACUUUCCCAUCUCUGUUCACCCCACCAGCUCAUCUUAAAUCCUGAAACCUCCCCUAGCUAUAUCAAGUGUACUAAUGGACAGAUAGUUGGAUCAAAGGUCUCCUAGCAAAAGCUUCCCUGAAGCAGACUCAGAGCUUGUGAUUUAUUACACCAACGCUACCUUCUCUGAUUAUUCCAUAGGUCACCAUAUACUAAAGAAAAAUGGACCCUUGUCCCGUUUUAAUGUUUACCAUGUCAGUGCGACCCACCUGGGCUUUGCUUUUGAAUGUGGCUAAAAAAAACAACCCAAAAUGUUCAGAAACAAGAUGACGAUGGUAGAGGUUACCUUUCAAAUAUAUCUUAUACUUUGAUUUUUAGUGUUGAAACGACAUCAGGAGCUCGCCUUACUGCUUCUAUAGCAAAGCCAAAGAUCUCCGACAGCUCUGGGUAUAACACUGUCCUUUGUUGCAGUUUGUGUGAAAGUAAUCUGUAACAAAUGGAAGACACAGCACAUGCUCAGUUUCAUAUUCUUUAUUUACUGGUGCCGUGGUGCGUUCAGGGACCUGGCAUGGCCACCGGCAACUCCUACAGCAGGAACAACAGAGCUUUUUUUCAUGAAGGAAAAUAUACUGAACAUGAAGGGAUUUAACAAAAAAAAAAGUGUGUUUUAGCUUUGAACAUCAAAGCAAA